AUUUAAAAAAAAAGCCCCGAAGAAGAAGAAGUCUGCCGGAAAUACGCGCAUUCUGAAGCGGAUGCAGAAAUUCCAAGAUGGAGGUGGACGGGAUUGAUCAUAUGGAGAUGGGGGAGAGUAAAGGCGGCUCUGGUCUCCGACAGUACUACUUGUCAAAGAUAGAAGAGUUACAGCUGACGGUGAAUGAAAAGAGCCAGAAUCUCAGACGUCUGCAGGCACAAAGGAAUGAGCUCAAUGCUAAAGUGCGUCUCCUUCGUGAGGAGCUGCAGUUACUACAGGAGCAGGGAUCCUACGUAGGUGAAGUGGUUAGAGUCAUGGACAAAAAGAAAGUGCUGGUCAAGGUGCAUCCAGAAGGAAAAUUUGUUGUGGAUGUGGACAAGAACAUUGACAUCAAUGAUGUGACCCCAAAUUGCCGUGUGGCUCUGCGCAACGACAGCUACACCCUGCACAAGAUCCUGCCCAACAAGGUGGACCCUCUGGUAUCCCUCAUGAUGGUGGAGAAGGUGCCGGACUCCACCUAUGAAAUGAUCGGUGGCCUGGAUAAGCAGAUCAAGGAGAUCAAGGAAGUGAUUGAGCUGCCUGUCAAGCACCCGGAGCUGUUUGAGGCUUUAGGCAUUGCACAGCCCAAGGGUGUGCUGCUGUAUGGUCCCCCAGGCACAGGGAAGACCCUGCUGGCCAGAGCUGUGGCCCACCACACCGACUGUACCUUCAUCAGGGUGUCCGGCUCCGAGCUGGUCCAGAAGUUCAUCGGAGAGGGUGCCCGUAUGGUGCGCGAGCUGUUCGUCAUGGCUAGAGAGCACGCUCCCUCCAUCAUCUUCAUGGAUGAAAUCGACUCCAUCGGCUCGUCUCGCCUGGAGGGGGGCUCAGGUGGUGACAGCGAGGUGCAGAGGACAAUGUUGGAGCUGCUUAAUCAGCUGGACGGAUUUGAGGCAACCAAGAACAUCAAGGUUAUUAUGGCCACCAACCGUAUUGACAUCCUGGAUUCAGCUCUCCUCAGGCCAGGCAGGAUCGACAGGAAGAUUGAGUUUCCCCCUCCAAAUGAGGAGGCCCGUCUUGACAUCCUGAAGAUCCACUCCAGAAAGAUGAACCUGACACGUGGCAUUAACCUGAGGAAGAUCGCAGAGCUGAUGCCUGGAGCCUCUGGUGCUGAGGUUAAGGGUGUCUGCACAGAGGCCGGGAUGUACGCUCUGAGAGAAAGGAGAGUUCAUGUCACCCAGGAGGACUUUGAGAUGGCUGUGGCAAAGGUGAUGCAGAAAGACAGCGAGAAGAACAUGUCAAUCAAGAAGCUGUGGAAGUAAAAGGCCUUUUGUUUUCUUGCACACAAUGCAACCACAUAUGUAUAUUUUCCUGCUUUUGUUUAUGGUUUGGUUUAUAAUUGUUACAUAAGUCCUUCUAAAAUAAAUGGUUUUCCCCAAUUAA
Molecule: messenger RNA, 1419 nt
Organism: Thunnus maccoyii (southern bluefin tuna)
Lineage: Eukaryota; Metazoa; Chordata; Actinopteri; Scombriformes; Scombridae
Gene: psmc5
Product: proteasome 26S subunit, ATPase 5
Exons: 12
Coding region: 78-1298 (406 amino acids)
Biological process (GO): proteasome-mediated ubiquitin-dependent protein catabolic process
Cellular component (GO): proteasome regulatory particle, base subcomplex
Molecular function (GO): ATP hydrolysis activity; proteasome-activating activity; ATP binding
Source: RefSeq, a predicted model, not a curated record